UCAAAAUUUACACGAAAGUAAGAUCGCCUCGCUAAGAAGUAAUACAGUUUUGGCGGUGUUCCAGUUCGAACCGCCGUUAUGGCGCCUGUGAGAAUUACAGGCGCUAUGGUCGCUGCAAUCUCAGUGACCAUGGCCUUGCUCUCUAUAGUCCUCUACAAGUCCAAGAAGACCAAACCGGCCUUACCCUCAAACAAAAAUCCCAGAAAUGGUCUCGUUGGAGCCAUUGGCAACACCCCUCUCAUUCGCAUCAACAGCCUCUCUGACGCCACUGGUUGUGAAAUUCUUGGGAAGUGCGAGUUUUUGAACCCAGGAGGGAGUGUGAAAGAUAGAGUUGCUGUGAAAAUUAUUGAAGAGGCUUUGGAAUCUGGAGACCUAGCUCCAGGUGGAGUAGUCACUGAGGGAAGUGCUGGAAGCACAGCUAUUAGCCUUGCUACAGUUGCUCCUGCUUAUGGUUGCAAAUGCCAUGUGGUUAUACCUGAUGACGCUGCUAUUGAGAAGUCUCAGAUACUUGAAGCCCUGGGAGCCACUGUUGAGAGGGUAAGGCCAGUUUCAAUCACACACAGGGAUCACUUUGUCAACAUUGCUAGGCGACGGGCAUCAGAAGCAAAUGAGUUAGCCUUAAAGCAUAGAAAAGAUGAGCAAAAGAAUGGCAAAACCCUUGAGCAAGUUAAUGGUUUCCAUUAUGAUGAAGAGAAACAGUUGUUUCCAAGGAAUUGUCCUGGUGGAUACUUUGCUGAUCAAUUUGAAAACUUGGCAAACUUCCGGGCACACUAUGAGGGUACUGGGCCUGAGAUUUGGGAGCAGACUGGAGGAAAUGUAGAUGCAUUUGUGGCGGCAGCAGGAACAGGUGGUACUGUUGCUGGUGCUUCCAAGUUUCUACAGGAAAGGAAUCCAAACAUCAAAUGCUUCCUGAUAGACCCUCCUGGUUCUGGUUUGUUUAAUAAGAUUACGAGGGGAGUGAUGUACACCAAAGAGGAGGCUGAAGGGCGAAGGCUAAAGAAUCCAUUUGACACGAUAACUGAAGGAAUUGGAAUCAAUAGACUAACAAAGAAUUUUCUGAUGGCAAAGCUUGAUGGGGCUUUCCGAGGCACAGAUAAGGAAGCUGUUGAAAUGUCCAGGUUUCUGAUGAAGAACGAUGGGCUCUUCAUGGGGAGUUCUUCAGCUAUGAAUUGUGUUGGAGCAGUUCGAGUGGCACAGUCAAUUGGUCCUGGUCACACUAUUGUCACCAUAUUGUGUGAUAGUGGGAUGAGACAUCUGAGCAAAUUUUACAAUGCUGAGUAUCUGUCUAAAUUUGAUUUGACACCCACUGCGUGCGGAUUAGAGUUCCUGGGUGUUGGAUAAGAUAUGCAAUGCCCAAGUGAUUCUCUAUUUUUCUAUCUACAUUUCCAUCCAAAGGUAGUGCAGUAGCCAAGUUAUUUGACAUGUGAACUCUGAAUGUUGGUUAGAGAGAGUAGAGACGAGAUAUACAGGGAAGGUACCCCGAAAUUUUCGGUAAUAUGCCCUCGAUACAUUAUUUUCAGUGGCAAAAUUUGUUGAUCAUUAUUUUAGUUUUACAUUCCAAAUGGAAUUGAGCUCUGUAAUGAAUUGUGGUCAUCUAUUUUCUUCUCUUGGUUUUGUACAAAUACUCCCAAACAUUCAAAAAGGCAAUAAUGGGAUUUAUGGCACAUGGCACCAUAGACAUUAAAUUUUA
This is a messenger RNA of Rosa chinensis, 1690 nucleotides long. RefSeq names its product cysteine synthase 2. The transcript has 6 exons. Gene Ontology annotation, cellular component: cytoplasm. Bases 79 to 1341 code for a protein of 420 amino acids. The record is from RefSeq and is a predicted model, not a curated record. Gene Ontology annotation, molecular function: cysteine synthase activity. NCBI's taxonomy places the organism in Eukaryota, Viridiplantae, Streptophyta, Magnoliopsida, Rosales, Rosaceae.